Messenger RNA from Onychostoma macrolepis, 2145 nucleotides. It is a transcript of the gene tsnare1, whose product is annotated as T-SNARE Domain Containing 1. NCBI's taxonomy places the organism in Eukaryota, Metazoa, Chordata, Actinopteri, Cypriniformes, Cyprinidae. Gene Ontology annotation, cellular component: SNARE complex; endomembrane system; membrane. The transcript has 14 exons. The coding region runs from base 214 to 1077 and encodes 287 amino acids. The record is from RefSeq and is a predicted model, not a curated record. Gene Ontology annotation, biological process: intracellular protein transport; vesicle-mediated transport; vesicle fusion. Gene Ontology annotation, molecular function: SNAP receptor activity; SNARE binding.
CGCUGUGGUUCCGCCAAAAAAGUGACCUAAUAUUACUGUAUUUGCUCAUAGAACUGUUUAUAGAGCUAUUAAACAGUCGUAAUGGCUUGGCCACCUCGCCCACCUUCAGUCUCUGCUUCAGAAACAACGCAAUCUUUUUCAGCGGAGACAUCUGUCAUUAUCUCCACAGACUAGUCCCAUUUGGCUGCUCAAGAAAUUAUUGAAGGACCCAGAAUGUCUUACGGAUCCAUUGACGCGGGAUCUUUUGGAAGCAGAAAUCCGUUUGGUGGGCACACAAGGCAGGGAUACCAGCCAGUAGCUACGCAAGUCAGUCCCUCAGAGCUGCAAGACGUGUUCCAGGAAACCUCCUCUAACAUCUUCCAGAUCAACGCUAAUGUGGUAACACUAGAGAAAAACCUUCAAUCGCUGGGAACAUCCAGAGACACAGCAGAGCUACGGCAGAGUUUACAUUCCACACAGCAGCAAACCAAUAAAGUCAUAACAAGCACAAGCCAACUUGUUAAACAACUCACUGACAUCAUCAGCGGAUCUUCACGGCAAGACAGGCUCCGUCUGACAAGACUCAAAACAGAGCUAUCAGAUUCUGUGCAGCGUUAUGGAGACCUGCAGAAGAAAAUUGCAGAUCGUUCGAGGGCCUUGCUUCCUCCUGCACAAAAGGACAGGAAACAGAGCCUACAGACACCAUUCAGUGAACUGGUUGAAGAGGGGCCAUUGUUCGCAGCGGGGGAAAGCGUUGAAGGUGAUGGUCAAGCAUUCCUGUCUGAGAUCAGUGAAGAAGAUGUGGAGAUCCUGAGGCAGAGAGAAGAAGCACUGCUGCAGAUUGAGAGAGACAUGCUGGACGUCAAUCAGAUUAUGAAGGACUUGGCCAGCAUGGUGCAUGAACAAGGAGACACCAUAGACAGCAUUGAAGACUACAUUCAGACCACCUCAUCACAUGUUGAUUCAGCCAAUCAGGAGCUUGCAAAAGCCAGUCAUUAUCAGAGGCAGCUGAGGAGGAGGAAAUGUUAUCUGAUAAUCGCUGGAGUGCUGCUUCUUACUUUGCUUAUCAUCAUUAUUGCAGUCUCAGCCAGAAAAUGAGAGCAAGACCACAGCGUAGCUACCACACAAGAUGAAAAUAGAUCUCUGUUUCAACUCUGCUGUGAUCCCUCCUCAACUUCCCAUCAAAAUUAGAGUCUGUACGUAGAGGUCCACCUGCGCUCACUCCGUCUCUUCUUAUCUCUGUCUAUACUUCUGUCAGAUUGUGUGUUUUUCUGUGUAUGCAUGUAUGGAAAUGUGAGUGUGUGUGUGUGUGUGAAUGUUCAUUAAAAGAGUCUAUUUUUAAUCAGUGCUUUGUACUGUAAUGUGCAAUUAAUUGCUCCUUACCUCUUCAAAGUGGACUCGAAUCAAAGAACAAAAUCCAAAUAGACUAAAUGUUGUUGUAGGCUUUUAUGACGACUUUAAAAUAUAUUUUCCGUCAUUUAUCGCUGAUUCUUGAGUACAGAGACAAAACUGGCUGUGGUUUUACUGGCCUGUAAUUCAAUUUGGAUAUUAAAAAGAUAGUUUCAAACUGAUUAUUUCUUUACAAUCUGUAUGACCGCAUAACAUAUCAAGGUUAUGAGAAAAAUAUACGCACAAUAAAGAAAAUAGUACAUUUAUGUGAAGAUCAUCUGAUUUAUGUUGAUCCAAAUGUUGAUUAUUCUGUGUUUUGUCCCAUGUCUCAAGAAUCAGUCUUAUGCUAGUUCUUAUAUCAGCUCAUAUUGAUUUUUUGCUACUUACACUGUGUUCAAAAUGUGUAUAUUUAUUUUUUUAGGGUGCAAAUGUAUAAUCUGUGACAAAAGUGUAACAGUGACAUUCUUUUUAGGAACAUUCUUUAUAAGGCAAUUUAUUUGUUAUAAAGAAACAUAACCAGUGUAUAUUUCUCUUUAAAUAUUGUAACCUGCUGUCUAUGUUUACCAAAAACUGGUAUUAUAAACUGACAUUUGAAUGCAGCAGGUAGUCUACCAUUAUAGAACACCUGUUGAGAGAGAAAACUGAGUUAUUGUUAUCAUUUGCUUAACCAUAAUAUCAUAGAUUUUUUUUUAUGAAAUAAUAUUUCAAAGGUUCAGUACUGUCUUGUAUUGCACUGCUCUUAAUAUCCAUUAUUUAAGUUGAUUUUUAAUUGUUUAU